This is a messenger RNA of Bipolaris maydis ATCC 48331, 1973 nucleotides long. RefSeq names its product amidase signature domain-containing protein. The record is from RefSeq and is a predicted model, not a curated record. NCBI's taxonomy places the organism in Eukaryota, Fungi, Ascomycota, Dothideomycetes, Pleosporales, Pleosporaceae.
AUGGGUGUAAUGAGAGCCCUAGCCGUAGCUUCCUUGGCUGUUGUGAAUGUCAAGGCCGCUUUGUCUUCUACGGGCUUCACAGUCUCCUUGUCGGACAUUGACUAUUUUCUUCCUCCAAAGCCAGUGGCCAAAAUAUCCGGAUGCGAGGGAAUCCAGGAGCUUUUCGAAGCCGCACCGUUUGUGCCAUUUACGGUGGUGAAGGGCAACGGUUUGGUAGCGGAUAUCGCAUCGCUAACGGCUGGUUAUGCCGACGACGAUGUGUGGCAAGAUGGCUUUAUGCAAGCUUUGCAAUUGACAGAUCGUUUAGCAAUCUAUGCGCAGGUUAGCACUGUGAGAUUUACAAACUCAUCUGUCCCUAUUCUAUCUGGCAACGCCUCUUCUCAACUGCCUGUCGGACCCUACUUCAUCAAUGCCGCUGGUCAAGUUUUUGAGGCGUGGAGACUAUUUUCGGACGUGCAGGGUGCAUUUACAGAGUCGGCAAUUGGUAAUGGCGAUGGUUCAUAUUCGGUACUGCCUGCUGGCACAGUUGGCCAACGCCAAGCGAUUGCUGUGCCUUCUCGUCUGUACUUUACCAAGACUGCUGAGAAGCCAUUGGCGGGUGUGCGGGUCGGUAUCAAAGACAUUUACGAUAUCAAAGGCCUUCGCACUUCAAACGGCAAUCGAGCUUGGUAUUGGUUGUAUCCCCCAGCCAAGACCACUGCACCACCUGUGCAGAACUUGAUUGAUUCAGGAGCCAUUAUUGUCGGCAAGAUGAUCACCUCUCAAUUUGCCAACGGAGAGACUGCGACUGCUGAUUGGGUAGACUACCAUGCGUCGUUCAAUCCUCGUGGAGAUGGCUAUCAAGACACAUCUUCCAGCUCCACUGGCGGCGGUGCGGGUACCGCAUCGUACUCAUGGCUAGAUGUCAGUCUGGGCUCUGACACUGGUGGAAGUGUGCGCGGCCCAGCCCAAGUUCAAGGGUUGUAUGGCAACCGGCCGUCACACGGCCUGGUCUCUUUGGAUCAUACAAUGCCACUCAGCCCGGUACUUGACACGCCCGGUUUACUCGCCCGCAACCCCCAUAUCUGGAUGGAAGCCGCCAAAGUCAUGUAUGGUCCCAACAUCACCAUGACUAGUAGCUACCCCAGGAGUAUCCAGACGAUUGGCUGGCCUACGGAGGUAGAAGACGAGGCUGACAAGCUGCUUGUUGAAUUCUUGAGCAAGGUAACCGGUUUUUUGAGUGCGAAUGCAACGGCAUACAACCUAACGGCAGAAUUUGAUGCUGCCAACCCCGACGUUGCACCGUUGAGGACGUUCAUGAACCUCACGUACGCAAUUCUCAUCACCAAGCAACAAAUUGAGCUAGUCCGCGAACCAUUCUAUGCCGACUACGCGGCCAAACAUGAUGGACGUCUUCCUUUUGUCAACCCUACACCGCUCGCUCGCUGGGGGUGGGGUGAGGAGCAGAACAUGACCGUGGCGGAGGCCAUCGCCGACAAGACGUUGUUCCAGAAUUGGGCCAACGAGACUGUGCUUGCUCCCUCGGCAGAGACAUGCUCCAAGUCGCUCGUCAUGUACGUUGGCUCGACUGGCGGCAGGACGUAUCGUAACGCGUAUCGGGGCGAGCCUCGCGUCCCGCUGGGUUUCAGCAACGGCCGGAUUUCAGUCAUGUCGGAAGUGCCCGACUAUGUUGUGCCGCUGGGCGAGACGCCGUACGAUUCAUUGAUUACUGGCCAUAUAGAGUACCUGCCUGUCACGGCCAAUCUGCUGGCAGCAAAGGGGUGCGAUGGUAUGCUGUUUUCACUCAUAUCGGAGCUUUAUGAUGCGGGAAUACUGAAGGAGAGCAAGGUCGGACAGAGCGGAGUGACUGGCGGGGAGACGCUGUACCGGAGAGGGAUGCCAGUAUAUUGAUAGUUGUGCUCUAAUACACGAUAGUCAGUUUCCGUGAAUACCUUUGAGAGGAUUGAUGUCGUGGUUGGCCAAUGGGAGGGCUC